CUUCGUACUCUAUCCUCAAGAUGUUUGCACCGUUGGUGAAUGGAUGUGACGGCAGCAGUUGCUUGCUUGGCGGUGACUGCAGGGCUGCGACUUCCGUGCAUGUGCGCAACUGGCCAUCCGCCAACUUCUUCCCUACUAGUAGGGUCCCCACAUGAAUCGUCGCGAGACAUACGCAAUCGCGCGUCUAUCACAGGCUUUUCAGUUUCAUUUCCCAAAUCCAACAUCACAACCACACGGCCACCGCGCUCUUAUCGGACCGUAUACAAACGUUUCACGCAUCCUUUUGGAGUAACCUCCGGCCGCUCGUUACCUGCGCACAGCUCCUGCGUUGACCACGUUGCUCGUACACUCGCCGUCGAUAGCAUAUCUUGUCCAGGCCCCUAUCUGUCGCCUGCACUGCCGAACACGAGAAACGGUCUGCCAUUGGGGUUGAACGAGCGGGCCGCUGCCGCUGGCAGGACAUAGAAGGUUUGCUCAACACGAGGUGCUAGAGCGCAACUAUGGGCUUCAUACAAGAUCUCCCGAGGAGGCUACCGUCUUCGAAAGACAGCCUGGACAAGCUCGACGACCUAUCACGACAGGCAGAAAAAGUUUCUCCACGAUUAGCCUUCUUUCGCCGGCGCAUACGUCUGAAGGGCAACUCGGCCGUCUCAUUACCACUCGGUCUGGUCCUGCUGUUUCCAUGUCUCGUCAUAGUCUUGAUACUGGUCCUCUUUGUGAGGUCGCCAGACUCACAGGGCAUCAUGAACAUGCCUGGAGGUGGCGUUCCUCCUUCGAUACGGAAAAUCAGUGAGAAGUACGACAAGCCCUUCGCAGUAGGCUGUCUCGAACCCCAGACGAACGGUCCCCGCGCAAAUGCAGCAAUCGUGGUCCUGGCGAGAAAUAAAGAGCUCAACGGCGUCAUACAGUCGAUCAAGUCGUUCGAAAGGCAUUUCAACAGGUGGUUCAACUACCCAUAUGUCUUCCUGAAUGAUGGCGACUUCAACACGACCUUCAAAGAGACCGUCGGCAAUCACACAAAGUCGACAGUGGAGUGGGGCAAGAUUGCGCCUGAGCACUGGGGUUUCCCAGACUGGGCUGAUCCUGCGGUCGUCAAAGAGGGCAUUGCUAAGCAGGGCGAUCGCGCUAUCAUGUAUGGUGGCAUGGAGAGCUAUCAUCACAUGUGUCGAUUCUACUCAGGCCAGUUUUACAAGCACGAGCUACUACAGAAGUAUGAAUGGUAUUGGCGACUGGAACCAGAGAUCACCUACUUCUGCGAUAUUACGUACGAUCCAUUCAUACACAUGAUACGGAACAAGAAGACAUACGGCUUCACCAUCGCCGUGAAGGAGCUGCGGGAAACAGUCCCAAACAUCUGGCGCUACGCGUCAGCAUUUAAGAGGAUGAACAACAUUACAUCUCAAGGCAUGUGGGAGAUGUUCGUCGAAAAACCAAAGGAAGAGCCCAAAGAUAAGCUGCCAAAAGACGAUCCGAAGUACAAAAAGCCUCUACCUCAAGAGAUCUUGAGGUCGGAACCAGGCACUGGAGCGCUCCCUGAGAUCGAUCCAGAGAACAUGGAGGGUGAAAACUAUAACAUGUGCCACUUCUGGAGUAACUUUGAGAUCGUCAACCUGGCUUGGUACCGGAGCAAGGAGUACAAUGACUUCUUCGAGAUGAUGGAUCGCAGCGGUGGCUUCUGGAUGGAACGAUGGGGUGAUGCACCGAUCCACUCGCUCGCUGCGGGCAUCCUCCUUGGUCCUCAAGAUGUCCAUUACUUCCGCGAUUUCGGCUACCGACACACCACGAUCCAGCAUUGUCCUGCGAAUGCGCCUGCACGACAACUCCCACGAAUCCCCUAUCUCGAAGAGACCACUCUGGAUGAGAAGGCACGCAAGGAAGAAGACGACUACUGGGCUCAUCCAGAUCCACCGAAGGAGAACGGUGUCGGCUGUCGCUGUAGAUGCGAUACUGACAUCGUUGAUGUAGAAGGCAAAGAAGGAUCUUGUCUUGCAGAGUGGGUGGAGGUUGCUGGAGGCUGGGCAUCACCUGGACCUUGAUGAUUGCUGUUUACUGUUGUUCUGCAUUACAUUCAGGCGAGCAUUUUGGGAGGCGCCAGUAUUGACUUCAGCUUUCUGCGCGGCGCGGUGGUGUUCAUGACGCAUCUUGGCUGAGCCAUAUGGGAGCAGCUGUGACGAUCCAGGGCGUUGCCGGACGGGCUUCACGUCCACUGUACAUAUACACAGUCGCGCGAUGUAAACCUGCAAGGCUUCGAUUUAGACUUACGAGUGUGAGCCAUCAUAUUACAAUCAAU
This is a messenger RNA of Macroventuria anomochaeta, 2290 nucleotides long. RefSeq names its product glycosyltransferase family 15 protein. The record is from RefSeq and is a predicted model, not a curated record. The transcript is spliced from 4 exons. NCBI's taxonomy places the organism in Eukaryota, Fungi, Ascomycota, Dothideomycetes, Pleosporales, Didymellaceae. Gene Ontology annotation, cellular component: membrane; Golgi apparatus. Gene Ontology annotation, biological process: protein N-linked glycosylation; cell wall mannoprotein biosynthetic process. Bases 501 to 2036 code for a protein of 511 amino acids. Gene Ontology annotation, molecular function: alpha-1,2-mannosyltransferase activity.